Messenger RNA from Dipodomys ordii (Ord's kangaroo rat), 5062 nucleotides. It is a transcript of the gene Ahi1, whose product is annotated as Abelson helper integration site 1. Lineage: Eukaryota; Metazoa; Chordata; Mammalia; Rodentia; Heteromyidae. Gene Ontology annotation, biological process: motile cilium assembly. Bases 211 to 3711 code for a protein of 1166 amino acids. Gene Ontology annotation, molecular function: protein binding. The record is from RefSeq and is a predicted model, not a curated record. Gene Ontology annotation, cellular component: ciliary basal body. The transcript is spliced from 26 exons.
CGCGGGGAGCUGGUGACUGAGCUGCCUGCGCCGCGGCCUUCUUUCCUCCCUCCGUUCCUCCCUACCCUGCCCUGCCGGGCGCAGGGAGCUAUUCGCACCGUCCCGGCUGUGAUCCCGGACGGGACAGGCCUAACCGCCGCGCGUUCCUCUCUGAUACUGAUUGAGUCAAUGUUUUGCAUUAUUUAUCAGUGCUUGUCAUAAACCUGAGACAUGUCUACUGUUGAGAGUGAAGCCAAAAUAAAAACCAAAGUUUGCUUUGAAGAAUUACUUAAGGCCCACAGUGAUCUAAUACAUGAAAGGAAAAAACUAAGGAAAAACCUUGCCAAAUCUAGAGAAGAGAUCUCACUUUCCACUAGCAGUAAUCUUCAGGAUAUUAAGGAAUCUAAAAGUGAUCAUAUGAGUUGCACUAAUACCACUAACCCAGAGAAGAGCAUGCGAGUUACUAAAAACAAACUGAGGAAUACACAAUCAGCAGGUGAAGAUCCAAGUGAUGACAUGAGUGUAGAGGAAGACAAGCAAGGGAAGCCAAACAAGAAAGUUACAAAGACCACACAAGAUAUGGAACCAGAAACUCCCGAUAAAGCUGAUUCUGCACAUCAGAAAGUUCGAACAAAAUCACAGGCAGGUGGUGAUCAUCAGAAAAGUGAUAAAGUAAAUGAAGGAAAAGAAAAAAGUGAUGCAGAAGGGGAAGAAGAUCUGAUAGAAGCAUAUCAGCUCCAGGUAGCAGAAGAAAUGGCAAAGGAGAUUAAGAAGAAAAUAAGGAAGAAGCUGAAAGAACAGUUGACAUAUUUUCCCUCAGAUACUUUAUUGCACGAUGACAAACUGAGCAGUGAAAAAAGAAAAAAGAAGAAAAAGAAAGUUCAAGUAGUGUCUAAAGCUGAACCAAGCACACCAACCAUCUGUGAUGACACAGUUGAAAGUGAGCAAAAGAAGGAAUGUUCAGAUUCUCAUCAAGAUGAUGAAGUAAGCUCAACAGAACAAAACAUAGAUGAGAACUUGCCAGAUAAUGCAAAAUCCAAACCAAAGAAAACAAAAAAGAAGGCUAAACCAGUUUCAGAUGAUAAUGAAGACAUUGAUGGUGAUGGUGUUCAUGAAGUAACAAGCCGAGAUAGUCCAGUUUAUCCCAAAUGUUUACUUGAUGAUGACCUCGUCUUGGGCGUUUAUAUUCACCGAACUGAUAGACUUAAAUCAGAUUUUAUGAUUUCUCAUCCAAUGGUAAAAAUUCAUGUGAUUGAUGAGAAUACUGGUCAAUAUGUCAAGAAAGAUGAUAGUGAACGUCCAGUUUCAUCUUAUUAUGAAAAAGACAAUGUGGAUUAUAUUCUUCCUAUUAUGACCCAGCCAUAUGAUUUUAAACAGUUAAAAUCAAGACUUCCAGAGUGGGAAGAACAAAUUAUCUUUAAUGAAAAUUUUCCCUAUUUGCUUCGAGAUUUUGAUGAGUGUCCUAAAGUCAUCUUGUUCUUUGAGAUUCUUGAUUUUUUAAGCAUGGAUGAAAUUAAGAAUAACUCUGAGGUUCAAAACCAAGAAUGUGGCUUUCGGAAAAUUGCCUGGGCAUUUCUUAAGCUUCUGGGAGCCAAUGGGAAUGCGAACAUCAAUUCAAAACUUCGCCUACAGCUGUACUACCCACCUACGAAGACUCGAUCACAAUCAAAUGCUGUUGAGGUUUUUGAAUGGUGGUCCAAAUGUCCACGAAAUCGUUAUCCAUCAACAUUGUAUGUAACUGUGCGAGGACUGAAAGUUCCGGACUGUAUAAAGCCAUCUUACCGUUCUAUGAUGGCCCUUCAAGAGGAAAAAGGUAAACCAGUAUAUUGUGAACGUCACCAGGAGCCAAGCUCAGUAGACACAGAACCUGGAUUAGAAGAUUCAAAGGAAGUAGUUAAGUGGAAGCGAUUGCCUGGUCAGGCAUGCCGGGUUCCAAACAAGCACCUUUUCUCACUAAAUGCAGGAGAACGAGGAUGUUUUUGUCUUGAUUUCUCCCACAAUGGAAGAAUAUUAGCAGCAGCAUGUGCCAGCCGGGAUGGAUAUCCAAUUAUUCUUUAUGAAAUUCCUUCUGGACGUUUCAUGAGAGAAUUGUGUGGCCACCUCAAUAUUAUUUAUGACCUUUGCUGGUCUACAGAUGAUCGAUACAUCCUUACUUCAUCAUCUGAUGGCACUGCCAGGAUAUGGAAAAAUGAAAUAAACAAUACAAAUACUUUCAGAGUUUUACCUCACCCUUCCUUUGUUUAUACGGCUAAAUUCCAUCCAGCUACAAGAGAGUUGGUGGUUACAGGAUGCUAUGAUUCAAUGAUACGAAUAUGGAAAGUUGAUAUGAAAGAAGAUGCUGCCAUAUUGGUUCGGCAGGUUGAUGCUCACAAGAGUUUUAUCAACUCACUCUGUUUUGAUGAUGAAGGUCAUCACAUGUAUUCUGGCGACUGCACAGGGGUGAUUGUUGUUUGGAAUACUUAUGUGAAAGUUAAUGACUUGCAGCAUUCCGUGCGCCACUGGACUAUAAACAAGGAAAUUAAAGAAACUGAAUUUAAGGGGAUUCCAAUAAAUUAUUUGGAGGUUCAUCCCAAUGGAAAACGUUUGCUAAUCCAUACUAAAGACAGUACUUUGAGAAUUAUGGAUCUCCGAAUAUUGGCUGCAAGGAAAUUUGUAGGUGCAGCAAAUUAUCGAGAGAAGAUUCAUAGUACCUUGACGCCAUGUGGAAGUUUUCUCUUUUCUGGAAGUGAGGAUGGUAUAGUAUAUGUUUGGAACCCAGAAACAGGAGAACAAGUGGCAAUGUAUUCUGACCUGCCAUUUAAGUCACCUAUUCGAGAUAUUUCUUACCAUCCAUUUGAAAAUAUGGUUGCAUUUUGUGCAUUUGGGCAGAAUGAGCCAAUUCUUCUUUACAUUUAUGAUUUCCAUGUAGCUCAGCAGGAGGCUGAAAUGUUCAAACGCUAUAAUGGAACAGUUCCAUUACCUGGAAUACAUCAAAGUGAAGAUGCAUUGUGCACCUGUCCUAAACUGCCCCAUCAAGGCUCUUUUCAGAUUGAUGAAUUUGUAAACACUGAAAAUUCUUCAACCAAGAUGCAGCUAGUGAAACAAAGACUUGAAACUGUCACAGAGGUGAUACGGUCCUGUGCUGCAAAAGUCAACAAAAAUCUCUCCUUAACUUCACCACCACCCACCUCCUCACAACAGCCUAAAUUAAAACAGCCAAACAUGCUGACCCCUGAGGAGAUCCUGCAUCAGUUUGGUUUCGCUCAGACUGGAAUUAUCAGCAUAGAAAGAAGGCCUUGUAACCAUCAGGUAGAUUCACCACCAACGGUAGUGGCUCUUUAUGACUACACAGCCAGCCGAUCAGAUGAACUAACCAUCCAUCGAGGAGACAUUAUCCGAGUGUUUUUCAAAGAUAAUGAAGACUGGUGGUAUGGCAGCGUAGGAAAGGGACAGGAUGGUUAUUUUCCAGCUAAUCAUGUGGCUAGUGAAACACUGUAUCGAGAAAUGCCUCCAGAGAUAAAGGAGCGAUCACCUCCUUUAACUCCCAAGGAAAAGCCCAAAAUGGAAAAACCUUCAGCUUCUCAAAAGCACUCAGUCAAUAAGGACAAGUCCCAGGAGUUUAGACUGGGUUCACAAUCUAUGGCACAUGCUGAAAUGGGCAAAGAACAGAGCCGUGAGGACCGAGGACACAAAGCAGAUAUGCAGGCAAAGAAGAAUGAGCAAAUCGGCCGGAAAGUCACCCUUAUAGAGUAAAGAGUUGAAGAAUGAAGAGACAACGACAUGUAUAGAAAUGAAAUGACAAACCAAAUGGAAUUUCUUCUUAGAGGUUAGAAAGUUUCAGAUCCAGAGGAAAAAACAUCUACUGCUUCUUGUCUUUAUGAAAAAAAACUAAAGAAAUUUAGAAAUGAAGUGUGGCUGGAAAAAUCAAUGUGGCUUUGGAGCUUAAUUAUUACAACCCAUUGUGAUUGUUGUUGGUCAGAGUAUUAGUACUUCUAUUCCCAGUAAUUGUAUCAAAAUCACAUUACCACUGUUGGCAAGCCAGUAAGGAUAAAAUUAUAAUUGCUGCUCAGCAAACAUGAAUAAAAAGUAUUUGUAUUGUUAGAAUGUCUAUUAAAAAAUCAUUCAAUAUUGUAUCUGUAAUGUGGUUAUGUGUGUAAUGUUAUGCUCAGAAUAUGAAGUAUUUGCUUUUAAUACAACCUUACUUAAAAGAUGUUCCAAAAUAUUGUGUGUUUAAAAUGAUGCCAGUAACAAAGGCAUUAAAAAGAAAACAAGUUGUUUUUUAGGAUUAAAAUUUUAUGUUGCUUUUGAGUGAAUUAUAUAUGUACUUGAUAACACCUGAGUUAAAGUGAUUUUUGGCUGGACUAGCAACCCUGUUCCAAAUUUCCUUCCUUUUAAAUACAGGCAGUUCAUAUUUAAACAUAUAAGUAAUAUGUAGACUUAACAUGCCAUAAUAUUUAUUUUAGUUUUUAUAUUUGUUUUUAAAUUAUUACAUUGUAUUAUUUAUUUAUUUAAUUCCAGAAUAACAGUAUUAUUACCAUGUUGAUGGCUUGUUUUAAAAGUUUGAUAUAAUAGGGAAGUGUAUUUUUUACUAUCCUUUUUUUGUCUACAAUAUGCUCUCUGUUGAUAAAAUAUUUAAACCCAAAAUGAAUACCAAAUUAAUUAGGAGAACUUAUUUACCAAAUAGAGACAAUUGAAUCUAUUAAAAUGAGUGAGAAAAGCAGUGUUGGGGAUUGAGAUGUAAAUUUUGUCCAGAUGUAUACUUUAUCCAAAGUGAAAUACUUUCUAGUAAGAUAUGUAUUUGUCUCUUAUCCUUGUAUAUGUUGUAGAAGCAUUAAAAACGGCAACUAUGACCCUGCUAUGGAGAACUUGAAAAGGGGGGAGGGUACGGGUGCUUUCAAAAGUGUUGUGUAGCAUUGCUGAUUGCUGCAAUCUGCAGUCGUAGCACAGAGUCUGUUCUGCUAGUGCCAAGCUUCUGUCAUUCUGGUUGUAUCUCCGUGCUGCAAGUACAGCUGGGCCUGGGCAGCUUGAGUUAUCCUCAUGUAAACUUCUUUUCUGUCUUGUGAAUGUACCGGAUAGUUUUCAAAUAAAGAUAUAUGUCGCUGCA